CAUUCAUGCAUCAUCCUUUUCAAUUUGUUAGGACCUUUGUGCUUAAUUAAGUUGAACACUCGGCUGCCUUGAGGCUCUCUCCACCCAACCCAUUUUGGAGACUUUCCGCCUCCGCCGUCUCUCAUCCUCCCACUUUCCAUCCACGGAUCAAAUUCAUUGGGACUGGUCAUUACCGGAGUCCGACGAACGAACGGAGUUGGAUUUAUAUCGGAAAAAAGAUGUGGCGGUGUGUCGCUCGCGGCCUUCGCGUUCCUUCUUCUUCUUCUGGCAAGCGAUCGAUCUCUAAGGACUCGCUUAGAUCUCACAUUACCAGAUUCUUCUCAACCAGCCCGACUUCUUCAUAUACAAUUGUUGAUCAUACCUAUGACGCGGUUGUGGUCGGAGCUGGUGGCGCAGGGUUGAGAGCAGCCAUCGGUUUGUCAGAGCAUGGUUUUAACACAGCUUGCAUUACAAAGCUUUUCCCUACCCGGUCGCACACAGUUGCAGCUCAGGGUGGUAUCAAUGCCGCUCUUGGGAAUAUGAGCGAGGAUGAUUGGAGAUGGCACAUGUAUGACACUGUCAAGGGCAGUGACUGGUUAGGUGAUCAAGAUGCCAUUCAGUACAUGUGUCGUGAAGCACCAAAAGCUGUCAUUGAACUUGAGAACUAUGGGCUACCUUUCUCUCGUACAGAGGACGGGAAAAUCUAUCAGCGAGCGUUUGGUGGUCAAAGUUUAGAUUUUGGAAAAGGCGGACAAGCCUACCGUUGUGCUUGUGCUGCUGACCGAACUGGGCAUGCUCUUCUGCAUACUCUCUAUGGCCAAGCAAUGAAACACAAUACUCAGUUCUUUGUGGAAUAUUUUGCUUUGGACUUGUUGAUGAGUAGUGAUGGAACCUGUCAAGGUGUAAUUGCCCUUAAUAUGGAGGAUGGGACAUUACAUCGUUUCCGUUCCUCUUCAACUAUUCUUGCCACCGGGGGCUAUGGUAGAGCAUACUUCUCUGCGACCUCAGCUCAUACAUGCACCGGAGAUGGCAAUGCCAUGGUUGCGAGAGCUGGACUUCCUCUUCAGGAUCUGGAGUUUGUGCAGUUCCACCCUACUGGCAUAUAUGGAGCUGGAUGCCUUAUUACCGAAGGAUCUCGUGGUGAGGGUGGUAUCCUUAGGAACAGUGAAGGGGAAAGAUUCAUGGAAAGGUAUGCCCCUACUGCUAAGGAUCUUGCUUCAAGAGAUGUUGUUUCAAGAUCCAUGACCAUGGAAAUUCGGGAGGGCCGUGGCGUAGGACCAUUGAAGGACCAUAUCUUUCUGCAUUUAAAUCAUUUGCCACCAGAAGUACUCAAGGAAAGGCUUCCUGGUAUCUCUGAAACUGCUGCAAUCUUUGCUGGAGUAGAUGUUACAAAGGAACCAAUCCCUGUGCUUCCUACUGUUCAUUAUAACAUGGGCGGAAUUCCCACAAAUUAUCAUGGAGAGGUGGUUACUGUGAAAGGCAACGAUGCAGAUGCUGUAAUCCCCGGUUUAAUGGCUGCUGGAGAGGCAGCAUGUGCAUCUGUUCAUGGGGCAAACCGACUUGGUGCAAAUUCUCUUCUUGAUAUUGUUGUUUUUGGUCGUGCUUGUGCCAACAGAGUGGCGGAGAUCCAUACACCAGGGGAGAAACAGAAGCCUUUGGAAGCAGAUGCUGGAGAGAGGACUGUUGCGUGGCUUGACAAGAUUAGAAAUUCGAAUGGAUCACUUCCAACUUCCAAAAUUCGGUUAAAUAUGCAGAGAGUGAUGCAAAAUAAUGCUGCAGUCUUCCGUACACAGGAAACUCUGGAAGAAGGUUGCCAGCUGAUUGACAAAGCCUGGGAUAGUUUCCAUGAUGUUCAGCUGCAAGAUAGAAGUUUGAUAUGGAACUCUGACUUGAUUGAGACGAUAGAACUGGAAAACCUCCUGAUCAAUGCGUGCAUCACAAUGCAUUCUGCCGAAGCUCGGAAAGAGAGCAGAGGAGCACAUGCUCGCGAGGACUUCACUAAAAGAGACGACGAGAAGUGGAUGAAGCAUACUUUGGGAUACUGGGAAAACGAGAAAGUGCGGCUCGAAUACAGGCCAGUACACAUGAACACAUUAGACGACGAGGUGGAAACGUUCCCACCUAAAGCUCGCGUGUAUUGAUCAUAUAGAUAGUUUCUUUUGCCCGAGUGAGACUUCGGAAUGAAUGGCCGUUUUACUGGAGUGGCCAACAAAGCAUUGCAAUAAACCCCCCCAGGACGCCAAUAAAUGAUAGGACAUGCUGCAAUAAUUUGUUUGUACUAGGAAUAGCUUCUUUGGCAAGAAAAAAGAUUGGUUGGGUUCAUUCGUCUGGAGAUUACAGCAACGUCUAGGAUCAGAUUUGGUAAAAAGGAUUCGACAAUGUAAGUUUUUAAAAGUUCGUUGUUAGCUUGGUCCCCCGAAAUGCGGGGUGAUUGUUGAUUGUUGUUUACGUUUCUUUCCUUUGUUUCCAAGUCUCUAGCUGCGCAUAAGCUGCAAAAUGUGUGUCGAGCAUGAAUCCAUCGCUUCAUUAUACGUUUAGAUCAGUAUUUGUAUCAGUUUUCAUUCUUAAUGCACUCUUAGCUUUGGACUGUACUCGACCUAGUUCCACAAAUUUUCAUGGAUGUUUCUCCAAACUCCAAAGGGUAAAUCUCAAAUAUCAACUAAUGCUCAAAAUCGAUCACAAUUCAGA
This is a messenger RNA of Linum tenue, 2667 nucleotides long. Lineage: Eukaryota; Viridiplantae; Streptophyta; Magnoliopsida; Malpighiales; Linaceae. The record is from the annotation of a GenBank genome assembly.